GAAAUGAUCCAAUGCUGGGAGUGAAGAGAGAUGAUAAUGUAGGAAUCUGACAAUUUGCUAGAAUUGAUCAGACGUACAGGUUAUCAUCUUCGCUUUGAUCCUCUCGAAUCAAAUACAUUCUCUUCACUCCAUCACCAUGGCAGCCACACCGAAACUGACAACAAUGCUGACGGGCUUGAAAGUUGCCCAAGCACCACAUCGUUCACUCAAUCAUCUCUACUCUAAGAUUCUACGAGCCCUGCAGAAGCUGCCACCUACGUACCCUUACAGAAUGCACACCGAGAAAGUUAUCAAGGACCGAACCGCAAUAUUGAUUUCUACGGAAGACAUCCCAACCAUAGAAGAAAAAAUAGGUUGUGGUCAGGUGGAAGAGCUCAUUGUCCAAGCAGAGCAUGAGCUCCUCCUAGCCCGUAAGAUGUCUGUGUGGAAGCCCUGGGAGCCCCUGGUUGCCGAGGCUCCUCAGCACCAGUGGUCUUGGCCACCCACAAAGUAAUUUAUGCCCAAUAUUGUAGAUCAAAAAUAACGUAAUUUAUGGAGUAAUGUAUAUUCGGUUUAAACAAUUCGCAAAAAUAAAAAAAAUGUGGCUGUUGAGUA
This is a messenger RNA of Diachasmimorpha longicaudata, 594 nucleotides long. RefSeq names its product NADH dehydrogenase [ubiquinone] 1 alpha subcomplex subunit 5 (gene ND-13B). The record is from RefSeq and is a predicted model, not a curated record. Lineage: Eukaryota; Metazoa; Arthropoda; Insecta; Hymenoptera; Braconidae. The transcript is spliced from 3 exons. Gene Ontology annotation, biological process: respiratory electron transport chain. Bases 137 to 493 code for a protein of 118 amino acids.